CAUUGGCAGUAAUAAUAUGAUUCUCCUUUGAAGUUAAACACUUAUUUUAUAUCUAUUGUUGAUUUAUUUUAUUUGUUUGUUUUUAUUCUUAUUGUUGUUUAUAUCAUGCAUUUGUUUAUUAUUAAUUUUUGUUUUUGACUUGGAUUAUAAAAAUCUUUUGGUUGAAAUAUCAGUAUGGCAACUUUAGGACAAUUAAAACGAAGCAGUAUCCAUAUCCAACAUGCUGUAAAAGAAGUCCAAGAAAAAAUUAAUCAUCGUCACAUUUUAACGUUUAUGCUGACAAUUGGUUUUGCAAUUGGUGGUAUUGUUGAACAAAGCUCAUCAGUGGCUUUAUUGCCAAAUAAUAAAGCUCUAGUAUCAGCAGAAGAAUUUGCACAAUAUGUUGAAAAUACAAGUUAUAUUACAAGGCUGUGUAAUCCACCAGAAAAUGAUUCAAAUCCUGAUGUACAUGUUGUUUUAUCCAUUCCACAUAUCGAAAUUCCAUUAUCACUUAGCGAAGAAACUGAAUCAAUUUUGCGAGAAGCUUUUAUGUGGGGUUGUUUUAUAUCACCCUUAGGUGCUAGUCGAAUUGCUGUUCGUGUUGGUGCAGAACAAUUAUUUGGUUAUGCUAUAUUAGGUGUUGGCAUUUCUGCGGCAUUAGUUCCGGCUGCAUGGUUAACUUCUGCUCAUGUAGCUCUACGAAUAUUUCAAGGUAUAUGCAUUGGUGCUACUUGGCCAACUGCACAUAUGAUGGCUGCUUCAUGGAUUGAUCCAAAAUAUAUGGGCACAUUUGUAUCUUGUUACACAGCUGUUAAUUUAGGCUAUGCUAUUGUUGGAUAUUUGGGAACAUUUUUAGUUACAAAUUUUGGCAGGGACUCUGUAUGUUAUUUCAUUUGUCUUACUGUAUUUUUAUGGUUCUUUUUUUGGUGGCGAUUUGUGGAAGUUAGCUUAGCAUUUAAAACCCCUAACGAAAAAGUACGGAGUGCAAUACCCUGGCGUCAUUUUUUGGCAUCACCGGCAGUUUGGGCUUGUGGCUUAGUUGUUUUGGGUAGUCAAUGGGCUGAUGCUACAUUGAUGUUAGGAGUUUUGAAAUAUUUAAAACUUGUUUAUGGAUUUACUACUUCACAUAAUGAUGUUUUGUCUGCGGUUCCACACAUUGGUCAUUUCUUUGCUGCAAUUACAUUCGGAGUUAUUGUGGAUCAUAUUCGUGCAUCGGGUAUUGUUUCUACAACUACUGCCAGAAAAUUAUUGGUAUAUAUUGCUCAUUUUCUACCUGCUGCAUUAAUAUUUGUUUUGGGAUAUACUGGAUGUGAUCCCGCAGCACCAGCUGCAAUGUAUACAGCUGCUUUAACAUUAACUGCAGCUACACCAGCGGGAGCAUAUGCUAGUGCCAUAGAUUUAGCACCCGAAUAUGCAGGCACUACUUUUGGACUUUGUACCACCUUAGGAGCUGCUGGAUUAUUGGCCGCAAAUUAUGUUGUAAGAGAAGGUUUACAUGGAUCUUUUGCUGGUUGGUGGCGCCUUGUUUUUGGUAUAGCAUCUGCUGAAUUAUUUUUGACUGCUUGUGUGUUCUUAACAAUUGGUAAAGGAUGCGCAUUAAGUUGGAGUUCGCAUUAUGUUCCCAAACAAUUACCACCAGAACAACCACGAUUCUCCAUUGUAACUGUGCGUAGUUCUGAUACAGUUGGUGCAAGAACAAAUUCCCUUGAUUCUGACGAUGUGUUAUGUGCGCGACGUGGUUCACAUAACGUUAAUCAUCUACAAGAAACUCUCGAUAAUUCAAAACGUAUUAAUAUUUAAAACACAAAAACAUUUUUUAAAAAUUUCUUUAUUA
This is a messenger RNA of Chrysoperla carnea, 1813 nucleotides long. RefSeq names its product sialin-like. Bases 175 to 1779 code for a protein of 534 amino acids. The transcript has 8 exons. NCBI's taxonomy places the organism in Eukaryota, Metazoa, Arthropoda, Insecta, Neuroptera, Chrysopidae. The record is from RefSeq and is a predicted model, not a curated record. Gene Ontology annotation, biological process: monoatomic anion transport; transmembrane transport. Gene Ontology annotation, molecular function: transmembrane transporter activity. Gene Ontology annotation, cellular component: plasma membrane.